Molecule: messenger RNA, 3751 nt
Organism: Athene cunicularia (burrowing owl)
Lineage: Eukaryota; Metazoa; Chordata; Aves; Strigiformes; Strigidae
Gene: DUSP16
Product: dual specificity phosphatase 16
Exons: 8
Coding region: 499-2496 (665 amino acids)
Biological process (GO): negative regulation of MAPK cascade; protein dephosphorylation
Cellular component (GO): nucleus; cytoplasm
Molecular function (GO): MAP kinase tyrosine/serine/threonine phosphatase activity; protein tyrosine/threonine phosphatase activity
Source: RefSeq, a predicted model, not a curated record
CGACAGGUCGCUGCCCCGGCCCGGGCAGGCUCCGGCCGCCUGCGCAGGUGGUAUUUCCUUCUUCUGGCCUUUGUAUAUGGACCCCCUUCUGUCCUGUUUGGCCCGUUUAGAUUUUGACCUAAAUGGAGGCUCUUAGUCUGGUGUAAAGCUGAUGGGUGGGAGCAAAGGUAAAGAAUGAUGUAAUGCAGCAGCAGCCAGAAAGCAUCUUUUGUUUGAAUUGUGAAAUGGCUACUCCAUAGUCAUCUCCCGAUGAAUCAGAUGUGAGGGGCUGCUUUGUGGAACGAACCCUUUGUAACAGCACAUCAACUGGAAGCAGGAGGAGACAUUCAGUUGAAGAGCUCUUUCUGAAAAUGGGUUUAACUUUUCUUUUGCCAGUCACUACCAGCAUGACCUCAUACACUUCUAGUACAAUGGUGUGGCUAAGCCUUUGAGUACACAGCCAUUACAUCAUCGCAGCAAAUUAGAGAGGGAGGUGGUGAAAGAGGCCUUAUUGUUGUCAUGGCCGAUGAGAUGAUCAGGACUCAACUCAUUGUCGCCGAGAAGUUGGUGGCUUUGCUGGAGAGUGGUACAGAAAAAUUGCUGCUGAUUGAUAGCCGCCCCUUUGUGGAAUACAAUACGUCCCACAUCUUGGAUGCCAUCAACAUCAACUGCUCCAAGCUUAUGAAGCGGAGGCUGCAGCAGGACAAAGUUUUGAUUACAGAGCUCAUUCAGCAUUCAGCAAAACACAAGAUCGAAAUUGAUUGCAAGCAGGAAGUGGUGGUGUAUGACCAAAGCUCUAAAGAUGUGACCUCUCUCUCAUCUGACUGCUUUCUUACCGUGCUCCUGGGCAAACUGGAGAAGAAUUUCAGCUCUGUGUAUCUGCUUUCAGGUGGAUUUGCUGAGUUCUCCAGCUCUUUCCCAGGUCUCUGUGAAGGAAAAUCCACGCUUAUCCCUACUUGCAUUUCUCAGCCCUGCCUACCUGUCUCCAACAUUGGCCCAACCAGAAUCCUGCCUCAUCUCUAUCUUGGGUGUCAGCGGGAUGUCCUCAACAAGGAGCUGAUGCAGCAGAAUGAUAUUGGCUACGUACUGAACGCCAGCAAUACUUGUCCAAAGCCUGAUUUUAUUCCAGAAUCCCAUUUCCUGAGAGUGCCUGUGAACGACAGCUUUUGUGAGAAAAUUUUGCCUUGGUUGGAUAAAUCGGUCGAUUUUAUAGAAAAAGCAAAAGCAUCAAAUGGCCGCGUGUUAGUGCACUGUUUAGCUGGAAUAUCUCGCUCUGCCACAAUCGCUAUUGCAUAUAUCAUGAAGAGAAUGGAUAUGUCCUUAGAUGAAGCUUACAGAUUUGUGAAAGAAAAAAGGCCAACCAUUUCUCCCAACUUCAACUUCCUGGGCCAGCUGUUGGACUUUGAGAAAAAGAUCAAGAACCAGAGCGCUCAGCCUGGACACAUUAGCAAGCUGAAACUUCUGCACUUGGAAAAAAGCAGCGAGCACACGCUGGUGGCGGAGGGCGGGCAGAGCAGCCUCUGUGCCAACCAGCUCUGCAUUACCGCUACCUCCGAGCUGGUGGAACAGAAGCUGACGGACUGCAGCCCGGCACCCCGCGGGCAUCUGUCCCCCCUGGAAGAUGGCCCGCUGGUACAGGGCAUAAACGGACUGCACGUCUCCCUGGAUAAGGUGGAAGACAGCAACCGCCUGAAACGCUCCUUUUCUUUGGAUAUUAAAUCCGUCUCCUACUCGACAAGCAGCAGCUGCGUGACCGCGUCGGUUCAGGGCUUCGCCGCCUCCGAAGACACCCUGGAAUACUACAAACACGCCUCUGCUUUAGAGAGCAGCAGCAAGUUGUGUCAGUUCUCCCCUGUCCAAGAGGUCUCGGAGCAAACCCCCGAAACCAGCCCUGACAAAGAGGAAGCGAACCCUCCCAAAAAACCCCCGACCACCUGGCAGCUGGACAGCCAGAGCAAACGGCAGCACCUGGGGAGAGGCAGCGGCGGGGCCACCGCUCAGCGCUCGCUCCUCUCCCCCCUGCACCGCAGCGGCAGCGUGGAAGACAACUACCGCACGAACUUCUUGUUCGGGCUCUCCACCAGCCAGCAGCACUUGGCAAAAUCCGCCGCUGGGUUGGGCCUCAAAGGCUGGCACUCGGACAUCUUGGCUCCUCAGACCUCGACCGCCUCCCUGACCAACAGCUGGUAUUUUGCCACCGAGUCCUCGCAUUUCUACUCCGCCUCUGCCAUCUACGGGAGCAGCGCUGCCUACUCUGCCUACAGCUGCAGCCAGCUGCCCACGGGCUGCGAGCCGGCCUGCGCCGCCGUGCGCAGGAGGGCAAAGCAGGGCGACCGCGGCGACUCCCGGCGCAGCUGGCACGAGGAGAGCUCCUUCGAGAAGCAGUUUAAGCGCAGGAGCUGCCAGAUGGAGUUUGGGGAGAGCAUCCUGUCAGACAACAGAUCCAGAGAAGAACUGGGGAAAGUAGGCAGUCAGUCGAGCUUUUCAGGCAGCAUGGAAAUCAUUGAAGUGUCUUGAGGGGCAGCAGGCUUGUGGGACUGGCUAGCAGAGCUGCUUCCCCCUCCAGGCUGCUCCCCCUAGAAAUCUGAAAAAGAACAAGCUUUGUGCAAAAAAGGUGGGGAAGGGGGGAGGGAAGAAACGCCAGGCUUCGGUGUGAACGCGGUGACUAGAUGAAUACGGCGAAGAAAUGACGAGUGUCUGCCCGAGGAGACCGAGCGUAGCGCUGGGCUUUUCUCCUCCCCUUUCCCUGGAGAAGGGCAAAACAUUUCAAAGCUCUUUCCCUGACAGAGGGAGUGAUUCUAUGCAACGGAUUGCACAUCUUUUCAGUGGGUUUUUUUUUUUUUAAAAAAAAGGAAGCUCUCUUGGGAUCCAACCUCUGGUUCCACUGAAACACGCUUCGAUCUAUCAGAGCUGGUUUUGUUCUCCCCUCCUCGUGCCCCACGCCUUCACCUGUGCACCUUAGCCCUGACACUGAGCCAACCUCUGGAGGGAGACCUUUUGCCCGUCAGAAAGGAGACUGGGAGCGGUUCCAAAGGACGUAGGGACUGGUUACAGCAAGGCUGGUCUGAACACACCCGUUCAGACAAAUGUAAAUACUGGUGUAACUAUUGUUCUAAUGGAUAGGCUUUAGGUGAUUCGCUAGAGAGCUGCUUCAGAGAAAAAAAAAGAAAAAAAAAAACCCAGUACCUCAAAAAUAUAAACUAGGGCUUUAUGGCUGCCAGAUGCUGGUAGUCAGUUCAUAAGCAAUGUGAACAAGUAAUGACUAGCCACGUUUGAUUUUAUUUUUUUUUUUUUUUUUUAAAGCUGUCUACGCACAAGUGUUUCAGUUGGCUCAGCAGCAAUUCUUAAAAAGGACAAAUGAACCACACUUAACAACCGUUUCCCCCAGUCUUCUGAAAGAUAAAAUAAGCCGUAUUUGUAUUUUUAAUAUUAAACUGGCUUCUGGGAGAGGGGUAGCUGCUUUGGCUUCUAAGCUCUAAUGGAGUGGUUAAUAGUUAGGGUUACGUGAAGGAGAAGUGGCUGGUACAACACUGCAACAUUGACAGUUCACUAGAUGGCUCUUGAAGGUUUGUUGGGGUUUUUUUAACUGCUAAAAUGAGUUGGGAUGGGCUUAGUCUCACUAAGGAACUGCUCUUCCUCCAUGGUUCCAGCCAUCCGUGGGUAGGGUAACUCAAGUGGUGGUUUGGGUUUUUUUCUCAUCCCAGUGUCCUCACCCAAACCACGGGACCACAGAGAUAGAAGCUUGUCAUUAGUUUUGCUGACUUUAUCUCAG